This is a messenger RNA of Fusarium keratoplasticum, 933 nucleotides long. RefSeq names its product ADP/ATP translocase. Gene Ontology annotation, cellular component: mitochondrial inner membrane. Bases 1 to 933 code for a protein of 310 amino acids. Gene Ontology annotation, molecular function: ATP:ADP antiporter activity. The record is from RefSeq and is a predicted model, not a curated record. Lineage: Eukaryota; Fungi; Ascomycota; Sordariomycetes; Hypocreales; Nectriaceae. Gene Ontology annotation, biological process: mitochondrial ATP transmembrane transport; mitochondrial ADP transmembrane transport. The transcript is spliced from 4 exons.
AUGUCUGAGCAGCCGCAGAAGGUUUUGGGCAUGCCGCCCUUCGUGGCCGACUUCCUGAUGGGUGGUGUUUCCGCCGCCGUCUCGAAGACCGCCGCCGCUCCCAUUGAGCGUGUCAAGCUUCUUAUCCAGAACCAGGAUGAGAUGCUCAAGACCGGUCGUCUCGACCGCAAGUACAACGGCAUUGGUGACUGCUUCAAGCGCACCAUGGCCGAUGAGGGUGUCAUGUCCCUCUGGCGAGGCAACACUGCCAACGUCAUCCGAUACUUCCCUACCCAGGCCCUGAACUUCGCUUUCCGCGACAAGUUCAAGAAGAUGUUCGGCUACAAGAAGGACAAGGAUGGCUACGCCCUCUGGAUGGCUGGUAACCUGGCCUCCGGUGGUGCUGCUGGUGCCACCUCUCUUCUCUUCGUCUACUCCCUGGACUACGCCCGUACUCGUCUUGCCAACGAUGCCAAGAACGCCAAGUCCGGUGGUGACCGUCAGUUCAACGGUCUCGUCGACGUCUACAAGAAGACCCUCGCCUCUGACGGUAUUGCCGGUCUCUACCGUGGUUUCAUGCCCUCCGUUGCUGGUAUCGUCGUCUACCGUGGUCUGUACUUCGGAAUGUACGACUCCAUCAAGCCCGUCGUCCUCACCGGUCCCCUUGCCAACAACUUCCUUGCCUCUUUCGCUCUUGGUUGGAUCGUCACCACCGGUGCCGGUAUCGCCUCUUACCCUCUUGACACCAUCCGACGACGCAUGAUGAUGACCUCUGGUGAGGCCGUCAAGUACAAGAACACUCUUGAUGCUGCCCGCCAGAUCGUCGCCAAGGAGGGUGUCAAGUCCCUCUUCAAGGGUGCUGGUGCCAACAUCCUCCGUGGUGUCGCCGGUGCUGGUGUCCUGUCCAUCUACGAUCAGCUCCAGGUCCUCCUCUUCGGCAAGGCCUUCAAGUAA